This is a messenger RNA of Atta colombica, 1133 nucleotides long. RefSeq names its product ubiquitin-like-conjugating enzyme ATG10 (gene Atg10). Bases 23 to 1132 code for a protein of 369 amino acids. Lineage: Eukaryota; Metazoa; Arthropoda; Insecta; Hymenoptera; Formicidae. Gene Ontology annotation, molecular function: Atg12 transferase activity; calcium ion binding. The transcript has 5 exons. Gene Ontology annotation, biological process: protein lipidation; macroautophagy; protein modification by small protein conjugation. The record is from RefSeq and is a predicted model, not a curated record. Gene Ontology annotation, cellular component: intracellular anatomical structure.
UCGACGUGCGACGUCGUGUCAAAUGAAACGCGACCCCGAGGAAAAGGUGCACGUACACAGAACAUAUACACAGAUUACACACGCACGCACGCACGCACGCACGCACACACACACACACGCGCGCGCGCGCGCGCACACACACUCUUUUAAUUUACGUCCGUCUCUUUCCCGCUCGCUGCAGCACAGAAAAGAGUCUUGCGGGAGGGGUGUUUCCGUCUCACUCUUUCUUUCUUUCUCUCUCUCUCUCUCUCUCUCUCUUUCUUUUUCUCCCUCUUCCUCACCACCUCCCCGUCUUGCUUUGCUUGCUUGCUUGCUUGCUUGCUUGCUUGCUUGCUCGCUUGCUUGCUCGCUCGCGUGCCGACAAGGUCUUCUCCGUCCCGCUUUCGUCGCGUCACGUCACGAACCCGUCGCGUCACAAUUGGAGCGAGGUGCCUGCUGCUGCGCGAUACUGGAGCGACACGGUGCAACGCAUCACGACGUCGUCAUCGUCGUCGUAAUCGUCAGCGGUUGGUUCAGACUCGUACCAAUGGAUGGCUCAGGCACGGUUACAUGGGAGGAAUUCCUUGAGAAUGCAGAAAGGUUUCUUGUUGUUUCAGACAAGAUAUCGGACGGAUGGGAGCUUCACGGGAACAAGGAUAUUCCUGGACAAGCUUAUCUGAUUAGAAGAGCCAAGUGCUUCAUUCCAAGCAAUGCAAUCGCAAGAAAGGACUGCUCGACCGACGACGAUAACGAUACCCAGGAGUUCCAUGUGAGAUUUCGGCAAGAUCCGCACGAGGCUGUUUCCACAAGUGAAAUGCCUUUUAUUAUCGAGCAUCACAUUUUAUGGUCUAUUAGCUAUAGCGUCCCAGUUCUCUUCUUCAAUGGCUGGAAAUCAGAUUUCCUCGGGAUUAACCCAGUGAGCGUAAAUGAGGCUCAAACGAUCCAUGGUUACAAAUUAAAUUACAUGGAAUUAUCGCAAGCAAUUCACCCUAUCGUCGGCACGCCAUUCCUGCAAUUACAUCCGUGUCUGUCCCAAGGGUUAUUGCAGACCAUGUCAAAGAGCAGGAAUAAACUCGUCAGCUGGCUGAGCUGUAUAGCAUCCGCGGCCCUAAAUCUCAAAAUACAUCCGGAAUAUUUCAAAUUGACUCAUUGAA